AUGAGUUCUCUCUGUCCUUUUGCUAAUGUAGCCCGCGCUGGUGAGCAUUGUCCUAGGAAAAUAGAGGAAAAGCAAGACAAACAUGAGGCAGAAUAUGGUGAUAAAAAGGGUGUUAUUUCCCCAAAAUGUCCAUUUGGCUAUGAUUCCCAUACAUUUAAGUUGGGUCCUCUCAGCUGCGUGAUAUGCCAAGCCCUUCUGUUUGAGAGCAGCAAGUGCAUUCCUUGUUCUCAUAAAUUUUGCAAGUGAGUAUUGGCGAUGGUUAUCCCUUAUAUGUCUCUUAAUUGAGUGAAAACUUAUUAAUGGUUUCUGUGCAGAGCAUGCAUCUCUCGCUUUAACGAUUGCCCAUUAUGUGGUGCUGACAUCGAGAGAAUCGAGCCUGACUCAGAACUGCAGUCUAUUGUUGACUGCUUUAUCGAAGGUCAUGCUAGAAUCAAGAGGUCCCAGGUUGACGAAGAUACAAGCAUAGUUGGAGAUGAACAAAAAAAAGUGAUUUAUGAGGACAUUUCACUAGAGAGGGGUUCUUUCUUGGUACAACAUGCAAUGAGGGUGAGUUCUGAGGAAGACUUAAUCCUAGAUAUAUGACACUAUUAAUGAUUUUUUUCAUAUUUUAGAAAUUAAAAAAAUAUGAUUACUGUUAUGACUCAUGCAGGCAUUCCGUGCCCGAAAUUUCGAAAGUGCAAAAGCCAGGCUUACUCUUUGUGCAGAUGACAUCAAUGAGCAGUUGGAUAGGUUGGGGAGCACUGCAGAGCUAUGCUCACAACUUGGGGCUGUUCUCGGGAUGCUCGGAGAUUGCUGGUAUUGCGUCUAUUUUUUUGUUUUUAUAAUACUUGUGUUUAUCUUAGAUUCACAGCCUUUUGAUGUGGCCAAAUAUCAUUCGGACUACAGGCCACAAAUUUCUGGUAAUGCAAUGGCCCUGAAAGCCUUGUUUGAUGAGCCAGCAAAUGGAUUCCUUCUUGUCAUGGUUAAUCUUGACCUUUAAUGUUAUAUAUUUUAAAGAUCGUAACUGAUUGCCCAAUUUACUGAUGUUUAGGGCAGGUAGUUUUUUAUGUUAAAGCUUUUUCACUUGGCUUAUUUACUUAGUUAAUCGUUGUAUACGCGACAUGCUGUGCUUUAUGUUCUCCUUCCCUUUCCCUUUAGUGUUUUGUCAACCUGAAGGUUCGUGAAAGGUCAUGCUGUUUCGUGUCAGAUUCUUUGACGCAUACAUUCUGAGUAAAAUCUAUCAUUCUUCUAUGUAUUCUUCAUUAAUUCUAUAUAUUGGUUUAUAAAUUUCAUAAAAAGCUUUAAAAUCAUGUGCUGACAAAUAUAUUGUCUCAUAUGUGGUAUCUUGCAGUCGGGCAAUGGGAGAUUCCAGCUCCGCGGUUUCUUAUUUUGAAGAAAGUGUCAAGUUUCUUUCGAAGCUGCCUUCUAAAGAUCUCGAGGUUAAUGCAGUCUGCCAUUCUCUCGCCUAUGGUUUAGAUCAUCCCUCUAGUUUCUGUACCAUAACUGGAUGGGGGGAUGCUGAAACGCUUUCUCUGGAACAUUCUUUCAAAGAAAACGCACGAGCAUGAACCUGUAGAAGCUUGUCACCUCAAACGACUCCAAGGGGAAAAGGACAAGCUAUAAUGAUUUUAUUCUAUUCUCUCUCCCCUCACUUUCCCCUUCUUGCUUACUUUCGCAUAGAUAUCGGUACAUCCAUCUUAUGGCAAUAGCGGUCUUGCUGAUUUUUGUAUGGUGACUGCGGCCUUUUACAGGUGGUGCAUACGCUUUCUGUCUCACUUAACAAAAUUGGAGAUCUCAAAUAUUAUGAUGCCGACCUGCAAGCUGCAAGAGCUUCCUAUUCACAAUCCUUGGAUCUCCGGCGUAGUGCAGUCAAGCAGCAUCCCAAUGUCCUGUCGCAGGUCAGGAAGUUAGUUGUCAUUACUUUCCUCUCUAUUGUAUCCAUCUUAAAAUGGAUGUUCUUUCUUCUUUCAAGUCUGUAGAUUUCCUUAUUUCACACUCACCUUUUACUUUCUCAAAUUCCACAAAUUGCACUGUACCACACCCCCAAACAGAAAUAUGACUAAACUACUAUUUUACCAGUCUUUUGCUUCGGUUUGAUGUAAAGUGAGAGUGAAAAGCUGAAGAAGAAGUGUGUGAUGAGACUUUCAAUCUGAUGGGAAACCUACCGAAUAUCUUUGUUCAUGGAAGGGUCGCUGUUGUACCCAUCAUAUUAAUCUUGCAUGGUAAAGAUGGAUUUAUUUUUGUGACGGUGCACAAUAGUUAUGCAUUUAGGGUUAUGCUCUUGAAAUCUGGGUUGAUGAAAGAGGGUUCCUUCAUGGCUUGGAUUGUAAACAUAGUAUAGGGCAUGAAAUUCCGCAAUCUUUAAUUUUUUUUUUUUACUUUUUUUUUUUUACGAAUUAUGAACAUAUCGUUUGUUGCAAGAAAUUGCUUGAUGAUGCUGGAAGCUGUUCUCUUUUAGGAAUGGAAUGUUGAUGUUCGUUGCUUUUCAGUCAUCUGGUUUCUAGGCCAAGGUGGAAAAAAAAUUUCAAUUAAAACCAUAGUUUUCUGGACAAAACCUUGCCCUAGUAUGCGGAUUGAGAAUUUUCAUUGGAGUAGAUAAUUUGAAAUGCAAAUUACAAUUCAAGAUGAUUUUUUUAAAAUCAUAAACUUGUUGAAGACUAUAUUUCGUUAAAUUUAGGCACCUCGUGCAUCACUUCCAUGUUCUCAUUGAUCUCCUUCAAAGUUUCGACUAAAACCAGAUCUUUUUAGAAAAGCCUGCCAAAAUUCAAAUAGAUUCUGACGUUGAUAUCCUGUUACUUCUUCUUCUUCCCUGUUCUUGAUUUGUGGUCAGGAAUUUGAAAUGCCAUUCUACUUAUGACAAUCCUCAUCAAGCGAUCGAUCAUAAUAACCAUCAAUAGCUGUUUCAUGGUUUUCCUCCUCUUCUUCUUUUCGAAUUGAUCAUCUCGGAUUGAAAGCCCAUGAUCUUGGAAACGCUUAUUAAAUCAAUCCUCUCAUCACCCAAGAUAAAAACUUUACUAAAUAAUCCUUAUGUUGGUUUACUUAUGGUUUUAUUUAUGGUUUUUUUUUAAACCCAGGUUUUGGAUGUAGCGAUUUCCCUUGCCAAGAUUGCCGACACGGAUCGAAAUCUCGGGAACGAAGAUGCCGCAAUCGAUGGGUUCAAGGAAGCGAUUGAAUGCCUCGAACCAUUGAAGCUGAACCCUAGCGAAGCCCACUUGGAGCAACGGGUAAUGGGCGGCAUGCCUCUAUCAUCUCUCUAUACAUACAUCCCUUUCUCUCUCUCUACACUUGUAUUAACUUAGGCUUCUAUAUUGCUCGUGUUCACAGAGGAAUUCCAUUCUCGAGUUCCUCCGCAGCCAGCUCACAGACAAGCAGAGCCCUCUCCCCACUCUCUCUGUCUGA
Messenger RNA from Spirodela intermedia, 3378 nucleotides. The record is from the annotation of a GenBank genome assembly. Lineage: Eukaryota; Viridiplantae; Streptophyta; Magnoliopsida; Alismatales; Araceae.